CGAUAUUUAUUAAUAAAUACAAGAAUCAAAUAUAUAGCAAACGAGACAAGGAAAUGCAUUUUUAUCACUGUACAAAGAUUGAAAUUGCUGUUGAAUUCAAUCCAGAGGAAAGAAGAGGAGAGAGGAGCAAACCAAGAACACAAAGGCAGCAGAUGGCUUCCCCUCCAUUAGAGUUUUUGACGGGCAAGAUAGUGUCGAUUAUCGAAAAUGAAGUGUCACUAAUAGGAGGAGUUCGUGACCAACUCGAUGAAAUCAAGCGUGAGCUGCUAACCAUGAAGGCUUUCCUGGCAGAUGCUGGAAAGAAGGGAGCUCUCAGUGAAGUAGAGAAAACAUGGGUCGAAAAUGUGAGGGACGUAUCCGUCGAUAUCGAAGACAUCAUUGACCAGUUCACCUAUCAAAUGAACAAGCAGAGAAGUUGGGGUCCAUACACAAGAGCCUUUCGUCAAAUGAUUUGCUUCCCCAAGCAUCUUUGGGAGAGGCAUAGGAUCGCCACCAAAUUGCACAAGAUCAUCAUAACAAUCAGAGCUAUUCGACAAAGAAACCAAUGCUAUGGCGUUGAUCGCAUAGAAGGCAUCGGUGCUUCGCAUAAUUACGAUCCCAAUCGAGUCAGAAUCUAUGGUGAGUCCUCUCUUUUCUUUAAAGAUGAUGAACUUGUGGGAAUCAAAGCUGCUAAAGACAAGUUAGUUGGAUGGUUGUUGUCUGAACAUCCAGAAAGAAGUGUAAUUUCGGUGGUUGGAAUGGGAGGUUCUGGCAAGACCACCUUAGUGGCAAACACCUUCAACAGUCAAACUGUAAAGAAACACUUUGAUUGUCAUGCCUGGAUCACAGUCUCGCAAACUUACAACAUCGAAGAUCUGCUAAAGAUAAUGAUCAAGGAACUUUUUAGAGCUGCAAUGGAAGCUAUUCCUCUUGACAUAAGCAAUAUGAGCUACAGAGGUUUGGUGGAAAUGCUUAUAAAAUAUUUGCAGCCGAAGAGGUACGUGAUUGUCUUGGAUGAUGUAUGGGAUAGAGAACUCUGGAGCCACAUAAACGUAGCACUUCCUGAUGGAGCACAUGGAAGUCGAGUUGUGCUUACAACUCGGAAUGAAGACAUUGCUUCAUUUUCAUUCGGGGUCAGAAGCCAUGUGUACCAUGUUCAUCCUCUCAUUGAAAAAGAGGCUUGGGAUCUUUUUUCCAUGAAAGCUUUCUCUAGCUGGCCAGACAGGUCCUGCCCCCAAGAGCUCGAACACAUUGCUAGGGAUCUUGUUAGAAAGUGCAAAGGUUUACCCCUUGGAAUUGUGGCUUUGGGUGCUCUCAUGUCAACCAAAAGAUUAACGUCCGAGUGGACGAGAUUCUGCAGUAGCUUGAAUUGGGAGCUAAGCAACAAUCCAACACUUGAAGUAGUAAGAAGCAUCCUACUGCUAAGCUUCAACGGUUUACCUUAUCGACUCAAGCGUUGCUUCUUAUAUUUUUGCAUUUUUCCAGAAGAUUAUGUGGUUAAAUGUGGAAGGCUUAAAAGGCUGUGGAUGGCAGAGGGGUUUGUCGAACAAGUUCGAGGGGCUAGGCCAGAAGAGAUUGCUGAAAGCUACAUUGCGGAGCUCACUUGUCGAUGCAUGCUGCAAGUUGUUCAGAGGGAACCAUCUGGAAGGGCAAAAACAUUCAAGGUGCAUGACCUUUUGCGAGAACUUGCCCUUUCAAUUUCAGAAGCUGAGAAAUUUUGUGCAGUGUAUCACAGUCAGGAAGCAAAUGAAGGGUGUAAAGAUGCACACCGGUUAUCACUGCGAGCAAGCAAUGGAGAAUUUCAACCACAGAGAGAUAUGUCAAAGGUUCGUACCUUCUUUAUUUUUUCCCCUGAGAUGAGCGAUUCUUCUUCGUUGGAAAAACUGCCGUCUGGUUUCAAACUCUUAAGAGUCUUGGAUCUAAAAUAUCUUCCACUUGCUCAGCUCCCAGAUGAUAUAGUGAAGUGCUUUAACUUGAGGUAUUUAAAUCUGAAAUCAACGAAAGUGAAAGAGCUUCCGAAAGACAUAGGAAAGCUCCACAAUUUGGAAACAUUAAACAUUAAGAACUCCAUGAUAAGGUCACUUCCAGUUGGAAUGGUGAAGUUAAAAAACCUACGACAUCUUUUGAUGUACCAUUAUCCGGCGUAUGAUGUCAAGUCUUUUAAUUGGUUGGAUAGCACACAAGCAAUGUUCGACAUAAGUAAGCUAGAGAGCUUGCAAGUGUUGGAUGGUAUCGAGGCAGGAGGUGAGCUAAUCAAACAACUUCGACACAUGACCCAACUCACAAGACUUAGCUUAUCAAAUGUGAGAGGUGUUGAUGAGAAGGAUUUGUGCAAAUCAAUUGAGAGCAUGAAACUCAUCGAAUUCUUAGGUGUCAAGACAAGUGACGAGGAUGAAGUAUUACGCUUGGAUGCAUUGCCAACAACUCCUCCUCUACUCAAGACACUUGUCCUAACAGGAAAGCUAGAAAAGGUUCCACAUUGGUUUCAUUCCCUUGACAGCGUUAUAUACUUGAGUUUGCAUUGGUCCAGAUUAACAGAGGAUUUCCUUCCUUACAUCCAAACACUGCCAAAUUUGACCAAACUUGUGCUACACAAUGCACACGUCGGGAAUCAAUUAGUCUUUCAUACUGGAUUCCAAAAGCUUACUGAAUUAAGUCUAGGCAAUUUCCCUGAAUUGAAUACCAUCAUCAUAGAGAAUGGGGUGAUGCCAUCACUACGGACACUGCGGAUUGGGGAGUGCAUGGAGUUAAAACAAUUGCCUGAUGGAAUUGAACACCUUACAUGUCUCCAAGAAUUGAAUUUUAUAGAUGUUCCCAGUGAACUCAUAGAGCGAAUACGUGGAGAAGGAAGCUUGGAUCGUUCUAAGGUCAAGCACAUCUCCGACAUCCGUUAUUGCUGCAAAAUAGAAUUGGGGUUCUGGGCUUGGAAAAGAUUGUGAUCCUCCCCAAAUCCCUUUGUUUUCCGAUAUCUGUACAAAACUUGCUGUGUUAUUACCCCGUUUGUGGCUUAAAUGUAAUACUAUUUGGGAAUCCUACUUUUUCUUUCA
Molecule: messenger RNA, 3026 nt
Organism: Pyrus x bretschneideri (Chinese white pear)
Lineage: Eukaryota; Viridiplantae; Streptophyta; Magnoliopsida; Rosales; Rosaceae
Product: disease resistance protein RPM1-like
Exons: 1
Coding region: 54-2918 (954 amino acids)
Biological process (GO): defense response to other organism
Molecular function (GO): ADP binding
Source: RefSeq, a predicted model, not a curated record